AUGAUGCAAGUACAACAGCAAGCCAGAGUCGCUCUUGGCGAUGUGACAACGCAAAUCAACAAUAGGGCUAACCGGUUUGAGGAUCAUGAGGGCAAGAAAGCGUAUGCGAACAGCGAGACCUUGAAAUCCCACGAUGGAGUAUCGAUGAAGGAGAAUAACGCCACUUGCUACGCAUCAAAGGCUGUAACGGGCGAAGCAGAUCAGAGGAUACAACGUUUCCAGCAACCUGAACAUGCUGCAUUUCUCUCUUCUGGAAACACAGUGAAUACACAUUCUCGGAUAAUGUCCUAUGAUAAAGAGGCAGAGAUCAUCAUCCCUAACGAUAUGGACGACGAAGAUCUUGUAAGCGGCACAGAAGUUGUGGAGCUUGAUGAUGACGACGACGACCGAGAUACAGACGAUGAAUCGAUAGACUCUAAGGAUAGAGGAGGAGUCGCAGAUGAUAAGGAUUUCACCCCGUUACUUCCUGUGGUAACAGAAAACUCAGAGAGACUAUACGCGUACGUAUACAAUAGAUUACAUCGCGAUGAACCUGAUCCCCAAGAUGAAGACACAUGGGACCCAGUAAUGGUAUCGGAAUAUACCACUGAUAUUUUCAAGCAUUUAAGAUUCUUGGAGGUAAAAUUCUCGCCAAAUCCAAGGUACAUGAAGCACCAACCAGAGCUUACGUGGAAUUACAGGUCUACCUUGAUAGACUGGAUUGUGCAAGUUCAUGAUCGGUUCCAGUUAUUGCCAGAAACUCUAUUUUUAUGUAUAAACAUUGUCGACAGAUUUUUAUCCAAACGACAAGUAACAUUGAACAGGUUACAACUAGUAGGGGCCGCUGCUCUUUUCAUUGCAGCCAAAUAUGAAGAGAUCAACUGCCCAACCUUAAAGGAUAUGCUGUACAUGCUGGACAACGCAUACUCUAGGGAAGAAGUUCUACGGGCAGAAAGAUUUAUGAUCAAUACGCUAAAUUUCGAAUUCGGCUGGCCGGGACCGAUGUCAUUCUUAAGAAGGGUUAGCAAAGCCGAUGACUACGAAUAUGAUACUAGAACAGUUGCGAAAUAUUUAUUAGAGACCUCGAUAAUGGAGCCAGAACUUGUGGCGGCUCCUCCUUCGUGGCUCGCGGCAGGUGCCUACUACUUGAGUAAAAUCAUUAUUGGAAUCACAGGCUGGUCCGAUGAUCACAUAUACUACUCCGGUUAUACAGAGGAACAAUUGAUCCCAUUGGCGACAAUGAUAUUGGACUCUUGUAGACAUGCAAGUACACGUCACAAGUCAAUACUGGAAAAAUACUCCAGGUCCCGCCAUAGAAAAUCAGCUUUAGUUGUCUCUAAAUGGAUUUCUAUCGCUGAAAGUCGAUUACAACAAAAGUAA
This is a messenger RNA of Kluyveromyces marxianus DMKU3-1042, 1359 nucleotides long. It is a transcript of the gene CLB3, whose product is annotated as B-type cyclin CLB3. Bases 1 to 1359 code for a protein of 452 amino acids. Gene Ontology annotation, biological process: regulation of cyclin-dependent protein serine/threonine kinase activity; mitotic cell cycle phase transition. Gene Ontology annotation, molecular function: cyclin-dependent protein serine/threonine kinase regulator activity. The record is from RefSeq and is a predicted model, not a curated record. Gene Ontology annotation, cellular component: nucleus; cytoplasm; cyclin-dependent protein kinase holoenzyme complex. The transcript has a single exon. NCBI's taxonomy places the organism in Eukaryota, Fungi, Ascomycota, Saccharomycetes, Saccharomycetales, Saccharomycetaceae.